Messenger RNA from Stomoxys calcitrans (stable fly), 2631 nucleotides. RefSeq names its product protein vreteno. The transcript is spliced from 7 exons. Gene Ontology annotation, biological process: spermatogenesis. NCBI's taxonomy places the organism in Eukaryota, Metazoa, Arthropoda, Insecta, Diptera, Muscidae. Bases 87 to 2258 code for a protein of 723 amino acids. Gene Ontology annotation, molecular function: nucleic acid binding. The record is from RefSeq and is a predicted model, not a curated record.
UAGACAAAGCUAGCGGCGUUUUGGUGUUUUGGAAGAGAUUGAUUUGUGUUUUUAUUCAUAAAGAAAAGUAUAUUUUAAAUACCACCAUGAGCGGCGAGAAUCUGUGCGAUGAAUUUGAAAAAUGGAACCCUAUGGAGUCACAUUUUAAAAGUGUUGAGUUUAAUCAAUACAGUACAGGACCUGGUGCCAAUCUAGACUUGUCCUUGCAGUCUUGUCAGCAGGGUGCGAAUGGCAAUGGUGCAGCAAACAAGCCUAAUGUGCAGGUUCCAUAUUUGUUGUUUAAACAUAUGCCGCCUAAGAUGACCAAAUCAGCUUUAUACAAUAUUUGUCGGAUGCAUGGAAGAGUCAUCAAUGUUAGGGACAGUCAAAAAUGUGAUUACUUUUUUGCUGACUUUGCAACUGUGGCAGAUAUGGAAGCCACUUUCAGGGCGCUGGAAAAUAAUAACUAUGGCUUCCAGGUCCUUGUGGGUAGACAUAAUAAAAAACAGGCCACAAUUGAACUUGAUGUAAAAGAUAAUAAAAUAAUGACGGUACCUCCACGGACAAUUGGCAUUGAUUAUGAAAACCGCACAUAUAGGGUAUCUAGUAGACUGCAACCGAGACCUAAAGUUGCAGAAAAUCGCCUGGUUGAGAGGGAAAACAUUAAUGGCAUUCCUUCGGAUGCUAUCAACAAUGACGCCCAUCAGUUAGAACGUGCAGAUUGCUACCAACCUAUUAAGCACGACAAAUUCAAAUACCAUACAGGACGUUCAUAUCUUGAUAUGAACGAGCACACAAAAAAUUUCGUUGCGAAAAAGCACGGCGAAUCCACUGGUCAUUAUAAUGCCUCCAGCGCCAAAUAUGUCAACAAGUUGGGAGGCAUUGAAAAGCCGAAUAAGUUUGGGAUUUGUAUAAAAUGUGAAAGUGAAUGUGACAGCAUUUGCAGCCGUUGCUCGACCUACUAUUGCAGCGUUGAUUGUCAAAAGAGUGAUUGGCAGCAACAUCGUUAUAAAUGCGGCAAACCAGAACAUUUACAAAAAUCCCCACCAAAGGCAUUGCCAAAUUCCCCGCAAUCAAACAAAACUGAAACAAAAUCUUCGCACAAAACAUCACCAUCUCAACACGAUGAGCAGUAUCCCCCACAAAUUCCCAGAAGUGGUAACGUUGUUACAAUAACAGCAAUUAGCAAAACUAACAUUGUUUUCAUUCGUCCCAAAACGUAUGAAGACGAUAUGAGCUAUUUUAAAACAAUUGAUGGCAUACAAGCCUUGGGAAAUAGACUGAAUCGUCUCACGGCGAAACCAAAAUGUGGCAAUGUGGUCAUAGCCAAGUUCGGAGAGCAAUAUAACCGUGCUUUGGUACUCAAUGCGGACAGCGAAGAUAAAAUUUUUGUUAACUACAUGGAUUAUGGAAACUUAGUUAAUCUUAAAUUGGAAGACUUGUAUGAAAUUCCUGAAGAAUAUGCUCAAAAGCCAAGACACGCAAUGCCAGUCAUUCUUAAAGAUGUGCCUGACUGCUAUAUGACAGAUGAAAUACGAAAAUUCAUGUAUUCUUACCUAAAUGGCAUAAAUGUUUAUAUUAAAUAUAAACCGGAGGACUUCCUUAGCGACAAGCAAGUUUACCAAGUGGAGCUGCUUGAUGAGACUACACAACAAAAUUUAAACAAAAUGAUAAUUAAACUUUCUUACCCUACAGAGCCACGCAAUACAACGGAAAUAUGUUACAAAGAGUAUCUCGAACAGAAAUCUUUGCCCAGCGGCGAUAAUAUAGAAUUGAUUGUAAUGGACAACUCUCUAAUGAGCACUGGAUGCAUAUCUUGUACCACGAAACCAUUCGCUUUCGAAAUUCAAAAAUUCCAGAAAGAACUACAAAGAUACGCAGAAAGUUUGCCGAAUAAGGGAUAUGCGCCAAGAGUUGAUGAGCUUUGCAUUGCCAAGUACAAAGAAGAUGGGCUGUGGUAUCGAGGGCGUUGUUUGGAAAUUGUGGGAGAUGGUUAUCCAACUAUUCUGUUUAUAGAUUACGGCAAUAUUUCUAUUGUACACCUUGACGACAUAAGGCGUUAUCCUACGCAAUUUACCUUCCCAAUUUACACAGCUGAUUGCGAAAUUAAUGACUUGCCGGAAUCAUGUGGUGCAGAAAUCGUCUCAAAACUGGAAGAGUUGAUCCCAAACGGCAGUACUAUUAAAUGUGCGCACAUAAGAGAAUACAAAGAUGAUCAUUUCUAUUCAAUUUCUUUGCCCAAUAUUGUAAAAAAUCUUGCCGAUGCUGGUCUACUUUAGAGUUUUAAACUUUCAUAUUUUAUCAGUUACAAUGCAUGUUUUGAUGAUACAGGAUAAUGGGGAUUAAGAGAACAUUUUGUGCAGUUACACCUUGUUUUUUUUUUUGUUUAUCAUGACUGCCUAUCUCUCGGAUUGGCUACAUUCAAAUCCCCUAAAGGGUUCAUAAACAAAUUAUCCUUUCCAGCGCCAGUUAUCCCUUUAACAAAGCUUUUAUUAUCUAUAUUACAAUUUGAAUAGUUUUCGUUUUUGGUUUUUCAUUUUUUAUAUCUUUUUUAGCUUUUUCGAACAUUUUUUUGAGCACUUCGUAUAUAUUAUGAACAACAAUAUGUAUAAUAAAAAAAACCAUAACAUUGAAAAAACGGUAUAAAAUUGA